GUGUGUGUGUGUGUGUGUAAUUAAUCUGUGGUGUGUGUGAGAGAGUGUAUAGUGUUUGUUAGAUGUGUGUGAGUGUCUAGUGUGUGUGUGUGUUGUUAUGGCGUCGCUGGUGGACUAUGAGGAUUCAGACAGUGAUCAGGAUCAGGACUGUGGUUCUGGAGCUCCGCCUCCUCAUGAGAAACCCUUCAUCACCAACCCAUCAUCAUCUGUGGCCCCUGGUGGCCCCUGUGACUUUUUGUCUUCAUCAGUGACGCCCAGUGGCCCCUACAGCACUUCGUCUUCAUCAGUAGCCCCUAACGGCCCUUACUCUUCAUCAUCAUCAUCAUCAUCAGUGGCCUCCGGUGGCCCCUACGGCUCUUCAUUAUCACCAGUAGCCCCUGCUGGCCCCUACAGCUCUUCGUCUUCAUCAGUGGCCCCCGGUGGCCCCCAGAAGCGGCAGUGUGUGCCGUCGCGUACCGUCCGGCCGUAUGUUCCCAAACGCCAGCGAGUGUGUGCUGUGGGGCCCCUGGAGUCUGCUCCGCCGGGCCCCGCUGCGUCUCCUCUGCUGUCUGGAGUGUCCGAGCGGCUGCGGCCCUUUCUGAGUAUGGGCCCGGUGCGAGCAGAGCUGCCCAGACGCAUGUCCUGCGGGGUCCGGGGCCACCAGAGUCCCGUCACGGCCCUUCAGUGGAGCCCGGAGCCCCAGCACAGCCACCUGCUGCUCUCCGCCUCCAUGGACAACAGCUGCAAGGUGUGGGAUGGUGUCGGCAGUGGGCGGUGCUUGCACACAUACUCCGCCCACCAGGGGGCGGUGCGUGAUGCUUGCUGGCUGGCAGAUGGGCGACGCCUCCUGUCAGGAUCAUUUGACGGCACGGUGGCGAUCAGUGACCUGGAGACGGGUCAGGUACUCAUGCGGAUGGAGAAUGGGUUUAAGGUGUGCUGCGUCGCUCCUCGACCCUCCGAGCCCGAUGUGUUUCUGUGUGGAGGCUUCAGUCCAGAGGUCAGAGCGUGGGACUCACGCUGCUGUAAGGUGCUGCAUGUGUACAGAUCUGCGGUUCAGCAGACUCUGGAUCUGCUGUUUGUGAAUGCGGGCCGAGAGUUUGUGAGCAGCACCGAUGCCGUCAGUCGAGACUCGGCCGACCGAACACUCAUCGCCUGGGACUUCCAGACUAACGCCAAACUCUCCAACCAGAUCUUCCACGAGAGAUACACCUGUCCCUGUCUGACGGCUCACCCACUGGACAACAGCUUCAUCGCUCAGACCAACGGAAACUACAUCGCCCUGUUCUCAGACCAGCGGCCCUACCGCAUGAACAAGAGACGCAGAUAUGAGGGACACAAGGUGGAGGGGUUUGCAGUGCAUUGUGGGUUUUCUGCAGACGGCAGUGUUGUGGCCACUGGAAGCUCCACCGGUUCUGUCCACUUCUAUGACUAUCAGAGCUCACGGACACUGAAGACUCUACAGGCUCAUGAGCAUGCAUGUGUGUGUGUGGAGAUGCAUCCCAUAAUCCCCGGCGUCGCCGCCACCGCAGACUGGACUGGUCAGAUCAAUCUGUGGACGUGAGGAUAGUGAAGAACACUGAUCCAGGUUCAGCACUGCAGUAUAUGAUGCAGAACUACACACCGCACAAUGUUCACUCACUGUGUUUACAUUACACUGAUCACAUUUACACACCAUGAUCAAUUACUGUGCAUGUGGACAAGUGUAAACACUUCAAUUCAGACUGAGAAAUGAGAACGACAGGUUUAUUCAGGAAAAACAGCAUAAAUAUAGAAACAUGCGUGUGGAAGCGGCUGAGUAGAUUUACCGUGGUCAUAUUGAGGUAGAACAGAAAAACACAAUAACGAAACAGCUCAUACAGUCAUGCUUUUACAGUCUUAAACACUGAUCCAGCUCAUCACCGUCUUAAUAAACCAGACGUAUACUGUUUUCAUCACUGUGUCUGAAUGAGAAAUGAUGUAUUUGGGUAUUCCAGGAGUCAUUUCUCUGAUCAAAAUCUCUUUGUUUUUUAUAUAUUGAUCAUUUAUAGAUGUAUUCUGUGUGUGUGUGUCCGUCCGUCCGUCUGUCUGUGUUUACAUUUUGGAAAAUAAAGCUUGUUUACAUUGAUGACUAUACGAAAAACCUGGACGAAAUCUACAUUUAAAAGUUGCUGCUUUCCUCGAAUAAUUCAAAAAAU
Molecule: messenger RNA, 2153 nt
Organism: Danio aesculapii
Lineage: Eukaryota; Metazoa; Chordata; Actinopteri; Cypriniformes; Danionidae
Gene: wdr25
Product: WD repeat domain 25
Exons: 6
Coding region: 98-1540 (480 amino acids)
Molecular function (GO): protein binding
Source: RefSeq, a predicted model, not a curated record